AUGGUCGCCGCGGACACAGCAGCUGAGGUCGCAGCAGAAGUCGCUGCGGCCGACCCUUCGAACAGACACCCUAAGAAAUCGAGUCAGACCUGCAUUCCGUGUAGAGUGCGAAAGGUACGAUGUGAUGGACGUCGCGACGUAUGCCAGAAUUGCGAGCGAUUGGGGUUCACGUGCUCAUUCCACGACGCCGCUUCACCCAACCAGGAUUCCGAGAAUUUAACGAAUUUCACUCUCCCGCGAAGACGUGUUAGAUUAGCCUGUGCCAACUGCCAUUCUAGGAAAGCCAGAUGUAGCGGUGAAACUCCAAAAUGCGCUAGAUGUCAGGCUCAAGGCAUCGAAUGUGUCUACAAGCCAACUAAGCGAUCCGGAGGAGCAAGCAGCACUGCCCAGCAAGCACAACAAGGCACUACCGAUUCCGAACUUGAAUCUGUCUCAUCUGAGCCGCCGGAGAAGCGAGUAAUGACUAGUAAAGACAACCAAGGCUCUCAUCAUGGACCCCAAGGACCGGACCACCAAAAUUAUGACUCGAAUGGCAUAUCGAUGUCUACGAGCGUCAAUCAUGAACCAUUUACCUUUCCCGAUGAGACUUUGAUACAGAAGACAUUUAACAAUUUCUUCCGUCAUGUUCAUCAUGUUCCCAUAUUCUCAUUUCUUCAUCGCGCCUCACUUAUGCAGCGCUAUCAUGCUGGCAUGAUGGACAAAGCGCUACUUCUUGCUUUAGUAGGAAUCACUUCAUUGCUUAUGGAUUUAGGUCCUGGCACACGAGACUAUGGCGCUAGAUGUAUCGACGAAUGUCAGACUAUGGUACUGCAGGAUCUAGAGAACCCGUCGACGAUUAAAAUACAAGCUCUUGUCCUUAUUAUGAAACACCGGAUGCUAUCGCGAAAAUUUACGACCGCCUUCAUGCUAGCAGCAACGGCUACACGUUUCGCGUAUGCCCUACGACUAAAUUAUGAGAACCCGAAUCUAUGCUUCCUAGCUAGAGAAUCACGGAGGAGAUUAAUGUGGGCGCUUCUUACCAUCGAUUCCGGCAUCAACGGCGGAUGUUCGGAUUUUACGCUUAUGCCAUCUGAAUCCAUGCACGUCCAACUUCCCUGUACCGAACGCAAUUUUGAAUUCGAUCUUCCGCAAGUUACCGAAUAUCUACGACCUGUUCCCACGCGACCUUUCCCCGAUGAUGUCGGAUCUCUGGCGCUUCAUGUAAGGCUUUUAUGGAUGAGGAGUAGAGUUCUGUACUGCACCAAGAAUGUUCUAGGAAUGCCCGAGGCCGAACUUGCGCAACUACCAGAGCUAGUCAAGGUUCUUUCAGAAGAAUUGACCGGCUUUAACGACCACCUGCCGGCUUCUUUUAAAUUUUCCGAAAGCAACCUUCAGCUACGCGCCUAUUCUCCACGACUGUGCGUCUACAUCAUGAUACACGUAUGGUGGCGACAGUGUUAUUGUGAUCUUUACCGUAUGUUUCUCGUGGGGCUCAAGGACGCCUUGCCCCAGUCGGGUUUAAAUCGAUUAGAUCCUCACUUCGUAUCCUAUUGCGCAAGCCAAUGCUACGAGCACGCUCUAGCCAUGGCUGAUAUUUUUAAACUAAUCUUAUCACUCGAUGGAGGCCUCCCGGUCACCGACCUCGAUUUACCUACAUGCGCUUACCAGUGCGCUCGAAUUAUCUACUUCGCCUUCCAGAAUAGCCAAGCCGAGGUUGGGUUAACCUCGAAUCAAGUACACGAAAUCGGAACGAGGUGUCUGACAAUAGCGAAGUCGAUGGAUCACGUUCCCGCUGGAACUGCUAUUGUUGCUGAUCUCGAGAAAUUAAUUGCUCGCGGCCUCUCCACGGAAUCCUCCCAUAAUCAUGCACCGAGCCCUAACGCCAACGCAUCUAAUCUUAUACCGCAAGCUGCCAUAUCACGUCGCAAUCAGAUCCAACAAAUGCCAGUCAUGGAUGAGAGCGGGUUUGCUAACAUUCCUAUAAUAUCUUCCUCUACUCACAUUUCUUCUCCGCAAGGUAGCUCAAUGUCUACGCCGAUUCCACAUUCGACUCAUCAACCACCAGCCCCGCAACAUAACCGCGGUUCACUACCUGGAACACCGAUCAGCGACUUUACCAUGGGAAAACCGAAUCUCGCGCCCGUAAUGCCUCCGGAUGGAAUAGAUAACAAUAACGCCUUUGAAGGGGCCAUGGACGGCUUCGACUUCAACUUGGAAUCUUUCGGAAGUACCGGACUUGAGUCAACAUCGUGGCUCUCAAACGAUUGGUUGAGCAACGAAUACUCGCAAACAACAGUCUGA
Annulohypoxylon maeteangense is the source of this 2280-nucleotide messenger RNA. RefSeq lists its product as uncharacterized. The coding region runs from base 1 to 2280 and encodes 759 amino acids. Gene Ontology annotation, molecular function: hydrolase activity, hydrolyzing O-glycosyl compounds; zinc ion binding; DNA binding. The transcript is spliced from 3 exons. Gene Ontology annotation, biological process: regulation of DNA-templated transcription; carbohydrate metabolic process; DNA-templated transcription. The record is from RefSeq and is a predicted model, not a curated record. Lineage: Eukaryota; Fungi; Ascomycota; Sordariomycetes; Xylariales; Hypoxylaceae. Gene Ontology annotation, cellular component: nucleus.